AUGGCAAAAGACGAGCCGCACACAACCAUGUUCCAUCUCACUUGCAAAAUGGGAAAACUUACACUGAAGCUUGCGUGCUCGGCAUUCGCUCCCAGCUCAACACAACACAAACGACAUGCUCAGGUCUUCGCAGAAGUACGCACUGCAAUGGAGGGCCUGGAGAAGCACUUUGCAUCUGCAGCUGAAGGAACGGCAUCGGCCGCAGCACCUGAAGCACCGGUACCAGAAGACGGCGCUGCGGCAGAAGGCGGUCUAGACGGCAGUGGAGAUGUCAAAGGUGGUAGCAGCAAUGGAAAACAAUCCGACAACACGAGUUCCAGGGCGACAGGCAGGUCGGGCAGAGUGGUCCGCAAGAAGAGAACCUCCCUCACUCACUUGGGAAGGAUCGAGGAAGACGUCCAAUCGUCAAGCGGUACUCCAAGAGAAUCAGUGGCAAACUUGGAAACCGAAAGCAUAGCAAGCCCGAGACCCUCACUUAUGAUCAUCCCCCCCACCGCACCGAUAACAGGUCCAUGGAGCGAUGCUACAGCAUGGGAGGAUAAAGGGAAAGCCACAGCCACCUCGUCAGACCCACCAUCGAGACCCCACGACCGAAGUACUCACAGCGCAAUCGCCUCUUCCUCAAGUCGUCCAAGGCAAAGAACGCACUCAAACAACGUCCAAUUCGUUCUCCCCACCCGCACCCGAAAUAACACCUUCCCCACUGCAACACCCGCCCGCGGUCCCAGGAGACCAGUCGCAAACGCCCCCAACCCCAACCCAUCCGUCCUAUAUUCCGAACGCCCAGCAGGAGCAGGCAAUACCAUUGUAAGACCCGAAUCCACACUCGACAGUAUGGCCAAUUUCGCGCUAGUAGAUACCCAGGAGAUCAUCACUGUAGCUAUGGAUGUGGCUGAGGGUAUGCCGCAGACGCAGAAUGUACUGGAACCGGAUCCGUGCCAGGAACACGCUAUUUCUAAUCCGUUGGUUCGGCGGGGGUAG
This is a messenger RNA of Plenodomus lingam JN3, 981 nucleotides long. RefSeq lists its product as uncharacterized. The record is from RefSeq and is a predicted model, not a curated record. NCBI's taxonomy places the organism in Eukaryota, Fungi, Ascomycota, Dothideomycetes, Pleosporales, Leptosphaeriaceae.